GACUGCCAUAUUGAACGUGCUCAUCAUAUGUAUAUUGCUUGCUUGCUUUCCUGAUUUGAUGCCGCCCAUCCUUCACUUUGCUUAAGUCUGCAUCGCGAUAGGAGUUGAGCCCCACAAGAAAAAGCCUUGACGAAUCUAUCUUUCAACUCGAUUAUAUCAAGCCAUCUGGUAAAGCAUCUACGACAUUGCUCGUACUUAGGUCGUCAGUCCAUCCACCAGCUCAUUGAGAAUUGAAUAGAGGAUGGCCGACCCAUCAACAUGUCCGCCCCUGAUCCCUUCAUCAAUCGCCACCGCGUACCAGAAAAUCACGCCGUACAUACACAAAACACCCGUGAUAACCUCCAGUAGUCUCGAUGCUAUUGCCUCAUCACCCAAUCCUGCAGCGUUCUUGUCUGAGAAUCCGCCGACGUUUGAGGAGACUGCGGCCAGUGUCAACCGCGAGACGACGCCCAGGUUCAGGCUGCACUUCAAAUGUGAGAAUUUUCAGAGGAUCGGGGCGUUCAAGGCGAGGGGCGGGUUUCACGCCGUUACGAGGUUGAUUGAUGAGAUGGGGGUUGAAGAGGUUAGGAGACGGGGAGUCGUCACGCAUAGUAGUGGAAACCACGCACAAGCACUCGCCCUAGCGGCCUCAACAUUCAAUAUCCCGUCGUACAUCGUGAUGCCGAAGAUCAGCACGCCCUCGAAAAUCGCGGGCACGAAACUAUAUACUUCGAACGUGAUCUUUUCUGGUUCGACGUCUCAGGAACGAGAGGCCGUUGUAGCAGAUGUGAUCGAAGAGCACGGCGCGAUUCUGGUCCCGCCAUAUGAUCACCCUGAUAUCAUUCUGGGACAGGGCACUGUUGGUUUAGAGCUUGAGGAGCAGAUCGGGAACAGCAAGCUUGACGCAGUGAUGACGCCUCUUGGUGGAGGUGGGUUGUUAUCUGGUGUUGCGACGUGGUUCAGUGAUAAAGAGACGUUAGUCUUUGGUGCGGAACCGAGUUUUCAGGGCGGAGAUGAUGGACGGCGCGGACUGCUUGAGGGGAAGAGGAUUGAGCAUGUUUCUACGUUGACUAUUGCUGAUGGACUUAGGACGCCUGUUGGAUUCAGGAAUUGGGAAGUUCUGAGUGAUAGACGGAAAUUGGAGGGUGUGUUUGCCGUGAGCGAGGAGCAGAUUAAGAUGGCGAUGAGGUUGGUGUUGGAGAGGCUAAAAGUCGUGGUUGAACCGAGUGGGUGUGUGCCGUUGGCUGUUGUGCUGUUCAACCAGGAGUUUAGGGAGAUGGUUGCUCAAAAACAGAUUGGGAUGGAGAAGGAUGGGUGGGAUAUAGGGAUUGUGUUCAGUGGUGGGAAUACUACUGUCAAGGCUAUAUCGAAGUUGUUUGGCGAGGACGAGGCCGAGGAUGAUGGUAAGAGGGAGGCGGCAAAGGUUGCGAUGGAUGGAGGGACGAAGGUCGAGGAUGUUGCUGGGUAGAUAGAUGAGGUCGAUCCGUACUGCCUAUGGUAAAGAAAGUGAGGCCGGGGAAUAGAUGAGAAGGAUAUUCUGAACUUGAGCAGUGAGACUGGAGAUAUGAGAGUCUAGACGACAGGUUCAGCAGAGGCCCUGACAAUGACGUGCAGCUUCAACCAGCGAUUGAUUGUUCUAGGGUGUCGUUUGAUCUCGAUAAUGUUGGCUAUCAUGGACAACAAGGCUGUGAUCGAGCGGGGGAAACUCCAUUCGAGGCUAGUUUCCGCUCUCAACCCAAUUCUCGUCCGCGUUACACCGCCAAGCACCGCCCAUCCAAGCCAAGCUUUUUGCUCUACCAUACCGAAAAAAACGAAAAAAAGAAGACCGAAAACGGUAAA
Exophiala viscosa is the source of this 1818-nucleotide messenger RNA. RefSeq names its product threonine dehydratase. The transcript is spliced from 2 exons. The record is from RefSeq and is a predicted model, not a curated record. Gene Ontology annotation, molecular function: L-serine ammonia-lyase activity; D-serine ammonia-lyase activity; serine racemase activity. Lineage: Eukaryota; Fungi; Ascomycota; Eurotiomycetes; Chaetothyriales; Herpotrichiellaceae. The coding region runs from base 242 to 1447 and encodes 401 amino acids.